GCACAUCUUCUCUUCAGUAGCAUGGCAGGCAACGCGUGGAGGUCAAUGAAGGAGAUGCUGCGGUUUUACCUGUCCCAGGCCGUGGGGGCCGUCAGGAAACCGGCUCUGUCGUCCUUCUCCAGAGGGAUACAAACGGUCACUCUGAUCCCAGGAGACGGGAUCGGACCUGAGAUCUCCUCUGCUGUCAUGCAGAUCUUUGAGGCUGCGAAGGCUCCGAUCAAAUGGGAGGAGAGGAACGUCACAGCCAUAAAAGGACCUGGAGGAAAGUGGAUGAUUCCCCCUGAUGCUAAAGAGUCCAUGGACAAGAAUAAAAUGGGUCUCAAAGGACCCCUGAAGACCCCGAUCGCGGCGGGACACCCCUCCAUGAACCUGCUGCUGAGAAAGACCUUCGACCUUUAUGCGAACGUGCGCCCGUGUCUGUCCAUCGAGGGGUACAAGACUCCGUACACCGACGUGAACCUGGUCACCAUCAGAGAAAACACGGAGGGAGAGUACAGCGGCAUCGAGCACAUUAUUGUCGACGGUGUGGUUCAGAGCAUCAAACUGAUCACAGAGGAGGCGAGUCGGCGCAUCGCAGAGUACGCCUUCGAAUACGCCAGAAACAACCAAAGAACCAGCGUCACCGCCGUGCACAAAGCCAACAUCAUGCGAAUGUCGGACGGUCUGUUUCUCAGGAAGUGUCGUGAAGUGGCAGAAAACUACAAAGACAUCAAAUUCACAGAGAUGUACCUGGACACAGUGUGCCUCAAUAUGGUGCAGGACCCCAGUAAGUUUGAUGUGCUGGUCAUGCCCAACCUGUACGGAGACAUCCUCAGUGAUCUUUGCGCUGGUCUGAUCGGAGGACUCGGAGUCACUCCCAGCGGAAACAUCGGAGCAAACGGAAUCGCCAUCUUUGAAUCGGUUCACGGCACGGCUCCAGACAUCGCAGGGCUGGACCUGGCGAACCCCACGGCUCUGCUCCUCAGCGCCGUCAUGAUGCUCAGACACAUGGGUCUCCACUCCUACGCAGACAAGAUCCAAACGGCCUGCUUCGACACCAUCAAGGACAAGAAGGUUUUGACAAAGGAUCUGGGAGGGAACUCAAAGUGCUCAGAGUUCACAGGAGAGAUCUGCCGUAGAGUUCAGGACAUGGACUGAAUCGCUCACUCACACUGACGCAGCUCUCCUGUCUGACCUGUGGAGGGCGCUGUUGUUUCACUCCUUCCAAUGCCGACUGUUCGUUCAUUUCUCUGAAGACGCAGAGGAACGGAGGUCGGCUUUAGAGAGCUCCGUGCUGCCAUCUACUAUUUAUUUCUGUCACGUUUCAUUUACAGCUAAUACAGUCCAAGUCUGUGUGUUUCUGGUGAAGAACAUUGGAAUUUACUAUAGAGUAUGUGUUUUAAAGAGGGGGUAUUAUACAAAAUCGACUUUUUAAAGCUUUCUACCACGUUAUAACGUUUUUCCCUCAUCAAAAACAUGCCUGACGAGGGUUUAGAUGUCAUCCAAAUUCAAACCCUCCUUACAGUCUACGUCUAAAUCUACGUCACCCAUGCUCCUACACGACAGUUCUCCAUAAAUAUACAAAAACAUGAUCCAAAACAAUACACUACAACUUCACAAACCGGAUGUAGUUUCAUUAGCUGUGUUGUGAUGAUGCUCUGAAGGGGGACUGGUUUAGCCCGGAAAGCAAAGAGAGGGGGAAGGAACUAAGGCGACGUUCAGACUGCAGCCUGAAGUGAGAUCUGAUUUUUUUUCACCCCUAUGCGAACUGUAGCUGAUCUUUUAAUGACAGUCUGAAUAACAUAGAUCCGAUUUUUUUCAAAAGCCACCCAGGCCACUUGGAUAUGUGCUCCUAAAACCGAUACAUAUCCGAUCUUUUGACAUGCGACUUCAGUCUGAACGGGCAGGUCACAUUCAUCCCACCUACAUGUCAAACUCGGAGUCUAGUCUAUGGAGAGAAAGCAAGGUUUGCGAGUUUAUUAAUAGUUGGGGAGAUCGCUGUAUUCAGGCCAAAAUUGGAGGAGUCUUAUCGGUUUUUAAAAUGAUUGCCAAAGAAAUGUCCGGGCGCAGCUACAGUCGGUCCGGGCAUCAAUGUCAACAAAAAAUAAAGAGAAUGCAAGCGAAAUACAAGGAGACUAAAGACUCAAACUAACUAACUGUGGACGUGUAACCUGUCCAUUUUACGAAGAAGUGGACCGUAUUUUGGGAGACAACCCCAAAGUUUAGGCGACUUCUGUAAACACUGAGCACGGUCGCUGUGUGACGUCGUCGUCGUGUCCUUUUGGGGCGUUUAAAGUUCACACUGGAGAUCACAUACAAGUCGCAUUUAACUGGAAAUGUGAACGACCUUGCAAAAAAUCUGAAUUGAGCAUUAAGCCCUGCAGUCUGAACGUAGCCUAAGAGUCAAAAACAAACACAAGAAAAAACAAAACUUGCUAAAAUAUUGUUUUUUGGCAAAUAUAGCAUUUUGAAAACAACAAAACGUAACCUGGUGAUCUAAAUAAGCCACGUCUUAGCAGUUAAUACCUCUCAGAAGUGUAAUACUCCCUCUUUAACAAUGUCUAAACUACAUUAAACCUGGGCUAAACCAAGUAUAUGACCAACAUGUCUAUAUGACCUGCGCUCCACUUGUUGAAAACUACUAGGGAUGUAAUAAUAACCAAAAUAUUGUGAUAUCGCAUCGUCAAAAGUCUCACAAUAUAUCGAAUUACAAGUUCCUUUGCUUAAAUGCAUGGUUUUAUAGUAGUAACAGAUUAUGAACAUUGGGAACUACAUAUCCCAUGAUUCAUUUCAGCAUAGUCAACAUGAAGAAAUAUGUUUUUUACUUGAAUUAUUGAGAUUUUGACAGAAAUAAUUCACAGCAAAUUCUUGUUAGGGUAUUUUAAAAGCAAAAAAAGCAUCCUGUCUGCAAAUAUAUCAGCUUAUUUCCAAAAUAUCGCAGUAAAUAUCGUACCAGGAUAGGAAUAUCGUGAUAAUAUCGCAUCGAGAGAUUUGGAUAUUGUUACAUCCCUAAGAAUUACCACCGUUUUCAAUUUCAAAUGCGUACAGUUUAAGACUUGAGACACCAUGCUGCCUUUGACAUUAACAUAUUACUGUAAUAACAAGCUUUUCCAUUGCCUUAUAUGGAAGAAUGUAACUUAGCAGGUAUUUGAGGCACUGUGUGUAAGACUAUGGUGGGCCAGGAAAUAUUACAUGAAAAAAGUACUUGGUUUAGGCCCUGUGCUGAGAUUCAUGCAUUUUAUAAUAUAUACAAAUGCCUUUUUAAAGAUGUACUACAUAACUCUUUUGUCUCGACGAAUAGGUUAAGUUAUGUUAUUAGGUUCUUUUUUCAGACCAAGAGUUUGUUUUCAUACAGUUUCGACUGCUCACACACCUGCGAUACUGUCCUGAGGAAGUUGGAGUGCAGAUGGCGCUGUCGUCCUGCCUCCACUGGUAGGAAAACAGCGUCAAAAUCUGUUUGUCACAGCAAAAUCCAUGUCGUUUUUCAAUAUAAAACCAAAAAUAAGCAAACGAAAAAAACAACUAUUUUCUUCAUUUGUCUCCAAAACCAAAAUGAAACAACAGAUAACGAUUUUAUUUUAUUUUUUCAGUUUUUGAUUUUGUGUUUAUCCGUGUGACUUAAACUGCAAUACCUGACUUUUGUGCUGCAUAUGGACUGAACCAGGACUGAAGCAGGUCGAGAACCGACCCGGGACUGAGGGCCCGGGACUGAGGGCCCGGGACUGAGGGCCCGGGACUGAGGGCCCGGGACUGAGGGCCCGGGACUGAGGACCCGGGACUGAGGACCCGGACUUGACACCGGGACCAAACCAGGACUGAAAACAGUUUAAUCCUUAUUUAAUCCUGUUUUUGUCCUGGUUCUGUCCUGGUUCAGUCCGGCAUCGCAGUUUAAGUCACAUAAACGUGAAACGGUCAUUAUCCAUUCAAUUAAUGAAGAAAACUGUUGUUUUUUCAUUUUCUUAUUUUUGGUUUUAUAUUGAAAAAAACUAAUGACACACGGAUUCAGCAACAUCACGUGACCACUCUGAGGAAGACCACGAAACUAUCGGGUAUGAAAACAAACUCGGUCUGAAAAAAAACCAAAACCUAAUAACAGAUAGAGCAGGUUGAUGUUUUGCCUGGGAUGUUUCACAGUGUGGCAUUAAACUUUAUUAUUAUCUCCAUGGAAACAAGCAGAUGAGAGCUAUUUCAGUUUAUCCUGCGCACAGAAAGAAUGCGUAUUUUUGAGCACGAAAAACAUUCGUAAUUGAAUAAGUGUCUGGAUGGCUAAUGUAACACUGUGGAACAUUGCAGGCAAUGGCGUAACAUCGUCGUGGAACAAGGAAGCGACAGAUCGUCCACUAGAAAAGUUGCAUAGUGCAGUUUAAAAAUACCGUAGGCUAAAAAGCGGAUUUGAAAGUUUGAAAGUUGACGAAAAUAUCAAAACUGGUUAUUCGUUUCCAAUGGAUUUCGCCAGUUAAUCGGACUUGGAUUUUCUCUUCUCAGACUUUACUUAUUUACCAUUGCUGCCUGUGUCUCUGUACUUUUGCGUUGUUAUUUGCAGCUUUUGUGGAUUCAAACAUUCACUUUGAAAUAUACGCACAAUUUCAAAACAUGACCAAGAACGAUUUGAGAUUAUUUCUUAACCAAAAAGUGAUUUUCAUAUCGUCAUCUUUGCCUGUAUUGUCUUUGCCGUAAAAUAAUCACUAUUUUUUUAAACGGUGAACUGCUGUAACCGUUUUUAAUAUCGUCUUAUUUAUUGUUCAAUGUUACUGUCACAUGCUGCCAUCCACAAAUAUACAGUUUAAACAGUUUAUGAAGGUCUAUAUAAAGCAAGCUAUGCUCAUUGUAUAUUUUCUGUUACCAACAGAACAGUGACAGAAUCUCGUCUUACAACAAGGUGGCGCUGUCUUCACUCUGUGCAGCUGAUAUCACUGUGACUGCAGUAAAGGAGACUUUGAGAAAACUGGUGAAAUGAAAAGCAAAAUAAAACUUGUAUUUAUCUCAA
Boleophthalmus pectinirostris (great blue-spotted mudskipper) is the source of this 4966-nucleotide messenger RNA. It is a transcript of the gene idh3a, whose product is annotated as isocitrate dehydrogenase (NAD(+)) 3 catalytic subunit alpha. Gene Ontology annotation, biological process: tricarboxylic acid cycle; isocitrate metabolic process. Lineage: Eukaryota; Metazoa; Chordata; Actinopteri; Gobiiformes; Gobiidae. Gene Ontology annotation, molecular function: isocitrate dehydrogenase (NAD+) activity; magnesium ion binding; NAD binding. Gene Ontology annotation, cellular component: mitochondrion. The record is from RefSeq and is a predicted model, not a curated record.